AUGUUCUCUACAUCUUCUUCUUCAGCAAUAACAGAAUCAAUAAUAGAAACAACUGAUAAUAGUAACGAAGUAAAAGUAACUAUUAUUAUUGUCAUUGUUUCAUUACGAUUAUAUUUUAAAUUGGAAAUUGAAGAUUUUGUAUAA
Molecule: messenger RNA, 144 nt
Organism: Entrophospora candida
Lineage: Eukaryota; Fungi; Glomeromycota; Glomeromycetes; Entrophosporales; Entrophosporaceae
Source: the annotation of a GenBank genome assembly